AAACCAAACUCUCAUAAAAUUUUUGAAGGAGAAGGAAGGAGCAGAAGAAGAAACAAAUUCGUCUUCUUCCUUUUCUUCUUCUUCUUUAAUUGAUUAUUAUUGAAAUUCAUAUUCUUCUGAUUUUUCUUCAGUUUUCGAAUUCUCCCGAUCGUAACGGUGUGUGUGUUAUUAAUUACGGUUGGAUUUGAGGUGUCAGAGUUUUUGUUUUAUGUAUUGAUGAUCAUCAUGGAGUCACCGGAGACAGGGAGAGGGGUGGCGUUGGAAUUUCCGGCGAGUGAAGCGCCGGCGUAUUCGAGGAUGCCGAUGAGGAUUAAAAAGAGGCUUCUUGUGGAGUGCAAGACUCCCACUACUGUGGAAGAAAUCGAAGCAAAGCUUCGCCACGCGGAUCUUCGCAGACAGCAAUUCUAUGAAAAUGUUUCAAGCAAGGCACGACCAAAGCCAAGAAGCCCCUUACAGUCCUCAUCGAAUGAUGAACACCUUAGUCAGCGACUUGAAGCAAAGCUGCAAGCUGCUGAGCGGAAAAGGUUGAGCAUUUUGGCAAAGGCCCAGAUGCGACUUGCUAAGUUGGAUGAGUUACGGCAAGCAGCUAAAACUGGGGUAGAAAUGCGUUUUGAGAAAGAACGUGAGAAGCUUGGUACAAAAGUGGAGUCACGGUUUCAGCAGGCAGAGGCAAAUAGAAUGCUUAUUCUCAAGGCAUACAGUCAACGAAGGGCUACAAUAAAGGAGAGAUCAUCCCAGUCAUUAUUGCGUAGGAUGGCUAGAGAAAGCAAGUAUAAGGAACGUGUGCGUGCUGCAAUUCACCAAAAGCGUGCAGCUGCUGAGAAGAAGCGUCAGGGACUGCUAGAAGCAGAAAAGAAGAGAGCACGAGCUAGGUUUUUACGGGUUCGGAGGGUGGCCAACUCUGUCUCUCACCAGCGUGAGGUUGAGAGAAGCAGAAUGAGGGACCAGUUGGAAGAUAAAUUGCAAAGGGCAAAGAGGCAAAGAGCAGAAUAUUUGAGGCAGAGAGGAAGGUCACAUAAUACCGUCCGAGUGAACUGGAAGAAGAUGCACAAGCAAGCUGAUCUGCUUUCCCAGAAGUUAGCUAGGUGCUGGAGGCGGUUCCGUAAGCUGAGGAAAACUACCUUAGACUUGACAAAAGCCUUUGAUGGAUUGAAAAUUAACAAGAAUGCUGUAAAAUCAAUGCCAUUUGAACAACUUGCCCUUUUGAUUGAAUCAAAUACUGCCCUUCAAACUGCAAAAGCUUUACUUGAUCGGAUUGAAAGCCGCUUUAGAGCCUUAAGGACUGUUGGUGCCACCAGUCAUACAUCCAAUUUGGAUAACAUUGAUCACCUUCUCAAAAGAGUUGCGACUCCUAAGAAAAGGACCACUCCCAGGACUUCUGUGCGGAGCAGAGGAGAGGCAAAGAGAGUGUCUUCUGUUAAGGAGCCAACUAGAAGUCCAUCUAAACUAUCAAGAUAUCCAGUCAGAAUAGUUCUUUGUGCCUACAUGAUAUUGGGGCAUCCAGAUGCAGUUUUCAGUGGUCAGGGGGAGCGAGAGAUAACUUUGGCAAAGUCUGCAGAAGCAUUUAUUGGAGAAUUUGAGUUGUUGAUAAAGAUUAUGUUGGAGGGGCCUGUCCACAGUUCUGAUGAAGGCUGUGACUCUGCAUCACCCAAACACCAGACCUUUAGAUCACAGCUAGCUGGGUUUGAUAAAGCCUGGUGCUCCUAUCUGAAUUCCUUUGUAGUGUGGAAGGUUAAAGAUGCUCAAUCAUUGGAGGAGGAUUUGGUAAGAGCAGCUUGCCAACUUGAGCUCUCCAUGAUUAAAAAAUGCAAGCUAACUCCAGAAGGAGAUAAUUCCAAACUUAGUCAUGACAUGAAGGCUAUUCAGAGACAGGUUAUGGAAGAUCAGAAGCUUCUACGAGAGAAAGUGCAACACUUGAGUGGAGAUGCUGGGAUUGAGCGAAUGGAAUUUGCUUUGUUUGAAACGCGCUCUAAAUACUUCCAAGCAAAGGAAAAUGGUAGCCCUAUAGGAUCACCAAUAACACACAUCCUCUCUCCAAGCUCACCUAGUUCCCCAGAUGCUCCUACUGCUAGCAGAGAUAAUAGAAGUAAUGUGACUGAGAGGCCAAACCAUGUUGUCCGCCGCUCCUUGUUCAAGGAAGACAGAUCUGCCCAACCCCCAGAUUCAAGUUCCUCUGUGCCUAGUAGUAGCUCUUCAGAUGCUCAGUUGGGUUCUAUUGAGAAGCAUCUUGUCACAGAAAAUGAGUUGAUUGUGAAUGAAUUUCUCCAUGAGCAGUGCCGUGCAUUUGUUGAAAGGUUCAGUGUCACUGAAGAAAAUCGAAAUGAUAUUAAGUCUAAGAUAAGAGAAACAAUGGAGAAGGCAUUUUGGGAUAGCAUCUUGGAAUCCAUGAGACAGGAUGAGCCCAACUUUGACCGUGUUAUUCAACUUGUGGGUGAGGUGAGGGAUGAAAUUUGUGAGAUGGCUCCACCAAGCUGGAAAGAAGAGAUAACUGAAGCUUUGGACCUAGAGAUUCUCAGUCAGGUGCUGAAGUCAGGUAACAUGGAAAUUGAUUAUCUUGGAAAAAUUCUGGCAUUUGCUUUGGGCACUCUGCAGAAGCUUUCUUCUCCUGCGGAUGAAGAUCAACUGAGGGCCAAGCACCAGAAAUUGUUGAGAGAGUUAGCUGAGAUAUGUCAAGCAGGGGAUGAGUCAAAUCAUUCUUCUGCAGUUGCAAUGAUCAAAGGUCUACGCUUUGUUCUAGAGCAGAUUCAGGUUCUUAAGCUAGAGAUAAGCAAAGCACGUAUCAGAAUGAUGGAGCCUUUGCUAAAAGGACCUGCUGGAUUGGAUUACCUUAGGAAAGGUUUUUCCAACCGUUAUGGGUCUCCCUCUGAUGCCCACACCUCUUUACCAGUGGCAAUGCAGUGGGUUUUAUCUGUAUGGAACUGCAAAGAUCAGGAGUGGGUAGAACACACAAAUUCUUUAUCAGCUUUGAUUAGACAAGAAAGCUCAUCUCAGGUCCUUAUUCCUUCUGUAACCCUUAAAACUGGCGGAAGCUUUCAUUCAACAAGUGGAAGCCAAACUCUCCAUACUUCUGCUACAAUUACUAGAGGUCUUCAACAACCUGAAUGCAAGGGAGAAAGAGUUGAAGUGCUAGUGAGGCUUGGUUUAUUAAAGUUAGUUAGCAGAGUUUUGGGCCUGACAUCAGAAGUUUUGCCUGAAACUUUCAUUCUUAACCUCACUAGACUGAGGGCUGUUCAGGCCGAAAUUCAGAAGAUAAUUGUAACAGCAACAAGCAUUCUUAUAUGUCGGCAAACCUUACUCAGUGAGCAAGUAUUAGCCAACUCAACAGACGUGGAAAGUAUAAUAUCCAAGUGCACUGAACAACUGUUGGAGCUCUUAGACCGUCCGGGAGAGGGAGGUCUUGAAGAAAUUGUUGAAAUAAUCAGUGGAUUCUCCGGAGAUGGUGUCCAUGGAGCAGAUACUGAGAAACUUCGAUUGAGGAGAGUUGUAAUGGCUAAGACCUUGGCGAAGAGCCUGCAAGCCGGGGAUGCAGUGUUUGAAAGGGUAGCGCGUGCUGUUUAUAUGGCUUUCAGAGGAGUCGUGCUGGGAGGCAGUGGUCCCCAAGGAAGCAAAUUAGCUGAAACUGCCCUCAGACAGGUCGGAGCUGGCUUGCUGACACAAAGGGUGGUGGAAGCUGCCGAAGUGUUGGUGGUUGUAGCCACUGUUUCCAUCGGUAUCCAUGGACUUUGGUAUACAAACAUGAUCGAUAAAAUGUGAUGAAUUUGUGAAUAUGUAUGAAAUAAGUUGAUUCAAACAGCGUGUACAUAUAUUGUGUGUGAACCAUUGUUUGAAAUGGCUUGUAGAUGGAUGGAUAUUGAUGAUCAAGCUACGUAGGACAGACAGAUGUAAAUGGUAGUGUUCAGUUUAAGGAAAAAUUAAUUCGUUGUUUCUUUUCUGUUUACCCGGUGUCAAUUUGAAUUAAUUUGCAUUUCUACAUUGUUGUAUUGGCUCUCAUAUUAUGGGAGAAAUGUUAUCUAAUCAUAAUUUGGAAAAAUAACCUAAUAAUCUAAGAAUUUUGUU
Messenger RNA from Rubroshorea leprosula, 4056 nucleotides. The record is from the annotation of a GenBank genome assembly. Lineage: Eukaryota; Viridiplantae; Streptophyta; Magnoliopsida; Malvales; Dipterocarpaceae.